Phoenix dactylifera (date palm) is the source of this 744-nucleotide messenger RNA. NCBI's taxonomy places the organism in Eukaryota, Viridiplantae, Streptophyta, Magnoliopsida, Arecales, Arecaceae. The record is from RefSeq and is a predicted model, not a curated record.
UUUGCCAUCCAUAUUCCUACAGCCGUAGUAAUACGCCCCGCUGAGAGCAGUUGACUUGAACCGGGCGCACCGCGACCGCAGCUCCCCUGCGCAGGCGAGAGCGAGACCGCCGCAGCAGCUAAAUCUCUCUCUCUCUCCCCUCUGAUCUCUUUGGUGAUGGAGGGCGAGAACGGGCGGUGCGUGCGAGUGCUCUGCCCUAAGAAGACUCUCCUCGGCUUCUCCUCCUCCUCUAAGGAGUCGCUGGGUAUUAGAUGGCUGAUCGGAUCCCCUCUCUUCCUCCCUCCCCUCACCGUUGUCUCCGCCUUCCGGUGCCUCCACGGCGAUCCCUUCUCCCCGGACUUCUCCAGAGAAGCAGAUGAUAUUCGUACACUAUUAUUGAGAGGAUUCGAUAUCAUAGGAGCAUUGUUCAUUGGACAUGGAACCUUGGAGGAAAAUGCUAUUAAGGCAGUAGAGGCUUUUUGUAGGUUGAGAAAGUCUCUUCAUAAUGAUGAAGUAAGUUUUGAUAUGAUCGGAGCAGCUGCUGAUUUGACAAUUGGUGACAUUUGCUUUUUUGUCUCUGGUUCUGCAAAACCAAUAAACAUGGAAGCUAGCACUGUUAUCUAUGAAGAUAAUCCUGAUAACUAUCUGUGGGAGAAAGGCUGUCUACUUAGAUGUGAGCUGGCAUUCAAGUUGCCUACCUACGUUCCUGUAAAUAAAACAUCUGGUAGGUUUCUUCUGUUUUUCUGAUUAAUUUUACGUGAAUGU